Molecule: messenger RNA, 3825 nt
Organism: Rhineura floridana
Lineage: Eukaryota; Metazoa; Chordata; Lepidosauria; Squamata; Rhineuridae
Gene: KCTD1
Product: potassium channel tetramerization domain containing 1
Exons: 5
Coding region: 121-2814 (897 amino acids)
Biological process (GO): protein homooligomerization; negative regulation of DNA-templated transcription
Cellular component (GO): nucleus
Molecular function (GO): transcription corepressor activity; transcription factor binding
Source: RefSeq, a predicted model, not a curated record
CCUUUAAGAGCCCAGCUUUGCCUCCCGGUAGCUGAAGGUCAUUAAACACAAAAGCUCUCCAGCGCUGCGGUCCAAUAUAGCGCAUGCGCCCUGCCCGAGGACUGGCAGGAAGACGGCAAUAUGGCGAGAAUGCCUGGCAGCGGCGGCGGAGGAGACUGGAGCACCGGGGGCGGCAGCGCAGGAGGCGGCGGCGGCGCAGGUGGUGGUGGAGAGAACAAUACGGGGGACCGGCAGCCCGGCCGGAGCGGCCCCCACCGACCUCUCCACUAUUGCAGCGCUGGGGAGGAAGAGGACGGGGAGGACGAGGAUGAGAUCCAGGAGGUGCAGAUAACGGGGGACGAGGAGGGAGCCGAUGAGGGGAUCCUUUUGCUGGACGAGGAGGAAGAGGAGGAAAUGAUGAUGAUGGGGCUGGAGUGGGCCGCUUCCGAGGAGCCGGGCCAUAUGAUCCGUAUGGACCAAGGCACUGGAGUACUGCUGGACUCUGCAGCGGCUGCUGUCUGCGGCGUCAGGGGCCGCCUCGGAGGAGUCAGGGGAGGCGGCAGCAGUGGCGGCGUCGGGGCUUCCGCGGGUGGCGCUCCCUCGGUUCCCGUUAGCGCCCGCGGCGCUGCCGCCUCCCUAGCUGGCAACGCGUCCGCCGUGGCCGUCGCUGAGGACUCGGACCCGGAGGCGGAGCUGCUUCUGCAGCGUCCCGAGCGGGCCCGGCUGAGCGAGAACACACGCUUGGCCACCCGCUACGCAGUGCGCAUCUUCCGCGAGUACCUGAACGAGAAGGCGCAGAGCCCGGACUUCGAGACCAUGGACAAGGGGGCGCUGUGCCGGGUGCUGCGCUCCUUCUACGCCGAGGCGCGUUCCAAGAGCGGGCAGCUCUACUCCAAAUCGUCGCUCAUCAGCAUCCGCAGCUCGCUCAACCGCUACCUCAACGAGCCUCCUUACUGCCGCACCCUCGACCUCACCAAGGACCCGGAGCUGCGCGCCGCCAACCUGACGCUAGCUGCCGUCAUCCGCAAGCUGGAGGAGCAAGGAGCCAGCCCCGUGGUGCAGAAGCAGGCCAUCACGCGCGCCGACCUGCGCAAGCUCUACACCUGCAGCGUGUUCAGCACGCAGAGCCCCUUUGGGCUCCUCAACAAGGUCUGGUUCGAGACGUGCAUGUACUUCUGCACGCGGGGCCGCGAGAACCAGCGCGAGCUGGAGGAGGACUCCUUCGGGCUGGCCAUGGACGAGGACGGGCGCAAGUUCGUCUACUUCAAGGCCCUGGGGCCCUACCACAAAUCGCGCUCGUCGUCGUGGAGCAAAAAGCGCGCGGAGAGCAGCGACGAGGAGAACCUGCCGCGCAUGUACGAGACCGGCACGGAGUUCUGCCCUUACGCCAGCUUCGUCAAGUAUUUGGCCAAGCGCAACCCGCUCUGCAAGGCCUUCUUCCAGCGCCCGCGGGACCACUGCAGCGAGGGCGACGUCACCUGGUACGAGAACAAGGCCAUCGGCAAGAACCUGCUGGGCACUCGCAUGCAGAUGCUUUCCAAGGCCGCCAAACUCUCAAAGACCUACACCAACCACUGUAUAGGCGCCGUCUCCAUCGCCACCCUCAACAGCAUCGCUGGCAUCGGAACCAAACUGCCCUCGGGCGCCGCUGCCGGAGGGGGCUGCUACGCCCUCAACGGCAGGGCCCGCCCCUCGCCCGUUCCCGCCAACAACACCUACAUCCUUCCCAACGACGGCGACAGCCUCCCCAGCGUGAAGGCCGAAGCGGCUGCUGUCGUCGUGUCGGCUAAGCGCUCCCUCUAUGAGACGAUGUACGCUGCGGGGGGUGGGGCCGCGGCUGGGGGGGACGCCUGCGGCCCCUCCGCGUCCCCCAAAAGACUCUGCCUGAGGCCUGCCGAGCCCCUGGAUGCGGGCGCAGCGGCUGCGGCGGUGGUGGUGGUCUCAGUGAAACACGACCCCUUGCCACUCCUCAUCCCUGAAGCCAAUGGGCAUAGAAGCACCAACUCUCCCACUAUCAUUUCACCUGCUAUGGUUUCCCCCACACAGGACAGUCGGCCCAAUAUGUCAAGACCUCUGAUCACUAGGUCCCCUGCAUCUCCUUUGAACAAUCAAGGCAUCCCCACGCCAGCACAGCUCACAAAAUCCAAUGCACCGGUACAUAUUGACGUGGGUGGGCACAUGUAUACCAGCAGCCUGGCCACACUUACUAAAUAUCCUGAUUCAAGAAUUGGGAGGCUUUUUGAUGGCACAGAGCCAAUUGUUUUGGACAGCCUGAAGCAGCACUACUUCAUUGACAGAGAUGGCCAAAUGUUCAGAUAUAUCCUGAAUUUCCUGCGAACAUCAAAACUCCUCAUACCAGAUGAUUUCAAGGAUUACAGCUUGUUAUAUGAAGAAGCAAAGUAUUUUCAGCUUCAGCCCAUGUUAGGAGAGAUGGAAAGGUGGAAACAGGAUCGGGAGACAUGUCGGUUUUCAAAAUCCUGCGAAUGUUUGGUUGUGAGAGUUGCUCCAGAUCUUGGAGAGAGGAUUACCUUGAGUGGUGACAAGUCUUUGAUAGAAGAGGUUUUCCCAGAAAUCGGUGACGUGAUGUGCAAUUCAGUCAAUGCAGGUUGGAAUCACGACUCAACGCAUGUCAUCAGAUUUCCUUUAAAUGGAUAUUGUCAUCUCAAUUCAGUUCAGGUACUUGAGAGGUUGCAACAAAGAGGCUUUGAAAUUGUUGGCUCAUGUGGAGGAGGGGUGGACUCUUCCCAGUUCAGUGAAUAUGUACUUAGGCGAGAACUCAGAAGGACAUCUCGUUCAUCCUCUGUCAUUCGAAUAAAGCAAGAGCCUCUGGACUAAGGACGUAUUUUCUUAUGCAGCAUCAAAAAGGGGAACCUUUUUCAUGUGCAGUUGGAACACCAAAAGAGCCCUGGAAUGAAACGUUAAAUAAAGACACAUUUAUAUCGAAUAUAGAGACCAUACCUGUAUUCAUAUGGGAGCAUUUGGAUUAGUAAUAACCUCAAGGUGUAAAAUAUGUAUAUGUAAAAAGUUAGAAAUGCAAAGAGAAAGGGAAAAAACCCUUUAAAUGGUAGGUGAGGUUGGUGCUGUGAUGGCCAUUAAGUGUCCUAGGCCUUAGGUAGGCCUGAUUAACAAUAAAGAAGCCAUUGCCAUUAGGGCUCAUAACUCCCUUCCAUUUUCCAUUGCCAAAUGGCAAUCUGCUUUUCAGUGUGUACACCUUGAAUGAAUCAAGUUUGCAGAUGUUUGUCUUAGAAGUGACUAGGCGCAACUCUAGAAAACAUCAAUUAUUACACAACAGAAGUCAUGGACAAGAAUUUUAAAUGUAGCUUGUAUAGAAGUCGUAUACUUCUGUUCACCUGACAGAUGUGAGCAGUCUUCUUAUUUUUUAUCAAAUGGAGCCAGAAUUUGUUACUACAUGGUAGAGUUGCUCUGGUUUGAGUCCAGUGCUUUCAUCUUUUUUUUUCAAAUGUAGUAUAAUAAAUUCUGUUAAAAUGUCCUGUUUAAACCAACCAUAGCCAAAAAAGUAAAAUGAAAAAUUCAAAACAUCAAGAUUAACAUUAGCUUUUUACUUGCUUUGUUAUGCAUCUGAUAACAUUUGUUGGACAGUAAGUAAUGUUGAAUUCUACCUGCAAACAAAAAUGUGAAGGCACAAGGUAGAUAGUUAAAGAAAGAUGAUGUGCUUUAUCUUUAAUUCAUAGUGGCAAAAGGUUCUAACGCACCACAUGGUGCUACUUUCUCUCCAUCAAUUUUCCAGCCUUGUUUGACAAGUGACCUAAUGUUGGUUGGAGGAUCUUUUCAGUCCUACUGGACAUUUUUUUUUGUAAAGUCAUUAAACACAGAUCUGUACAACUA